Messenger RNA from Mus caroli (Ryukyu mouse), 1710 nucleotides. Its product is annotated as pancreatic alpha-amylase 2a5-like. The record is from RefSeq and is a predicted model, not a curated record. Gene Ontology annotation, biological process: carbohydrate metabolic process. Gene Ontology annotation, molecular function: alpha-amylase activity; cation binding. NCBI's taxonomy places the organism in Eukaryota, Metazoa, Chordata, Mammalia, Rodentia, Muridae.
AACUUUCAGCUGUGCACAUCAUUGCUACUAAUCUCUUUCGAAUGAUAGACUGUACUUUAAAUAUUUACUCAUGAGCAUUUACUUUGGAAAAUGUACUUUUUGUAGAAAUAUAAAUGGGUGCUACAGAGAACACUGACGACUUCAAAGCAAAAUGAAGUUCGUUCUGCUGCUUUCCCUCAUUGGGUUCUGCUGGGCUCAAUAUGACCCACAUACUUCAGAUGGGAGGACUGCUAUUGUCCACCUGUUCGAGUGGCGCUGGGUUGAUAUUGCCAAGGAAUGUGAGCGAUACUUAGGUCCUAAGGGAUUUGGAGGGGUGCAGGUCUCUCCACCUAAUGAAAACGUUGUAGUUAAUAACCCAUCAAGACCUUGGUGGGAAAGAUACCAACCAAUCAGCUAUAAAAUCUGCACAAGGUCUGGAAAUGAAGAUGAAUUCAGAGACAUGGUGACAAGGUGCAACAAUGUUGGUGUCCGUAUUUAUGUGGAUGCUGUCAUUAACCACAUGUGUGGCUCAGGCAAUCCUGCAGGAACAAGCAGUACCUGUGGAAGUUACCUCAAUCCAAAUAACAGGGAAUUCCCAGCAGUUCCAUACUCUGCUUGGGACUUUAACGAUAAUAAAUGUAAUGGAGAAAUUAAUAACUACAAUGAUGCUUAUCAGGUCAGAAAUUGUCGUCUGUCUGGCCUUCUGGAUCUUGCACUUGAGAAAGAUUAUGUUCGUACCAAGGUGGCUGACUAUAUGAACCAUCUCAUUGACAUUGGUGUAGCAGGGUUCAGACUUGAUGCUGCUAAGCACAUGUGGCCUGGAGACAUAAAGGCAGUUUUGGACAAACUGCAUAAUCUCAAUACAAAAUGGUUCUCCCAAGGAAGCAGACCUUUUAUUUUCCAAGAGGUCAUUGAUCUGGGUGGUGAGGCAAUUAAAGGUAGUGAGUACUUUGGAAAUGGCCGUGUGACAGAAUUCAAGUUUGGUGCAAAACUUGGCACAGUUAUCCGCAAGUGGAAUGGCGAGAAGAUGUCCUAUUUAAAGAACUGGGGAGAAGGUUGGGGUAUGGUGCCUUCUGACAGAGCCCUUGUGUUUGUGGACAACCAUGACAAUCAGCGAGGACAUGGUGCUGGAGGAUCAUCCAUCCUGACAUUCUGGGAUGCUAGAAUGUAUAAAAUGGCUGUCGGAUUUAUGUUGGCUCAUCCUUAUGGAUUCACAAGAGUAAUGUCAAGUUACCGUUGGAAUAGAAAUUUCCAGAAUGGAAAGGAUCAGAAUGAUUGGAUUGGACCACCCAAUAACAAUGGAGUAACAAAAGAAGUGACCAUUAAUCCAGACACUACUUGUGGCAAUGACUGGGUCUGUGAACAUAGAUGGCGUCAAAUCAGGAACAUGGUUGCCUUCAGAAAUGUAGUCAAUGGUCAGCCUUUUGCAAACUGGUGGGAUAAUAACAGCAACCAAGUAGCUUUUGGCAGAGGAAACAGAGGCUUCAUUGUCUUUAACAAUGAUGACUGGGCUUUGUCAGAAACUUUACAGACUGGUCUUCCUGCUGGCACAUACUGUGAUGUCAUUUCUGGAGAUAAGGUCGAUGGCAAUUGCACUGGACUUAGAGUGAAUGUUGGCAGUGAUGGCAAAGCUCACUUUUCCAUUAGUAACUCUGCUGAGGACCCAUUUAUUGCAAUCCAUGCUGACUCAAAAUUGUAAGAAUCUAUAUUAAAGAGAUUUGGAUUAAGCAA